Messenger RNA from Lycium ferocissimum, 1080 nucleotides. RefSeq lists its product as uncharacterized. The record is from RefSeq and is a predicted model, not a curated record. Lineage: Eukaryota; Viridiplantae; Streptophyta; Magnoliopsida; Solanales; Solanaceae. The coding region runs from base 1 to 1080 and encodes 359 amino acids. The transcript has 2 exons.
AUGAGGGAGUUUAAGGUUGAUGAUUCAAACAAAUCGGUAUGGAGGCUGAUUUGUAAGCGAUAUACUCAAGGCUAUCGGUGGUUGCUUCGGGGAAUUGCUAAGCCGGAUGGUCUGUGGGAAAUCACAAAAUUUCACCCGAAGCACACUUGUGAUAUGGGACAAAGUCGAGCAGAUCAUUUUAAUCUAGAUAUAAACAUGAUUGCUCAUGUGUUACUUAAACACAUUGAGGAAACUCCAAGGAUGCCUAUCAAAACUUGUAUUAGCAUGGUGCACUCAAAAAAUGGUAAAAUCAUAAGCAAGAGAAAGGGAUUUCUCCGGCGUAGACGUGCUUUUGAAAUGAUCUUUGAAACUUGGGAAUCCUCUUUUCAGGGCGUUGCGCCGGGUAUAUGGCGACUCUACAACAUGCUAAUCCUCGGCAAUCGCGUUGUACGAUUAGCGGCUUUUAGAGGGCAGAAAUUUUCGACUUCGUCUUUUGGGCAUUCAAACCAAGUAUUGAUGGUUUUGCUCUCGGCAUUUAAUGUGAUAUGGAUAGAUGGGACCUAUGUAUAUGGCCGAUAUGACAUUAAGCUCCUAAUUGCAGUAGGUAUGGAUGCCAAUGGGUCAAUAAUCCCUCUUGCUUUCUCAAUUGCCGCCAACGAGUGCAGCGAGACAUGGGGGAUGUUCUUGACUCAUCUACAAACUCAUGUUAUUAAGGGUCGUCAGGGCAUAUGUGUCCUAUCGGAUCGUCAUAAAGACAUAUUGCACAAUAUGCGUACUAUGAAAGGGUGGCAGCCUCUACAUGCUUACCAUCGAUAUUGCUUAAGGAACUUAAAGGCUAAUUUGCAAACAAAGUUUGGAAAUGGCACUGUAAACAAAUUGAUGUGGGGGCUGCGAUGCAGAUCAACAAAGAAAAUGGGUCAAAAAUGGAGCGCAAAGGAAGUGAGUGAAGAGGCAUAUGUUUGGUUGAUGAAAUUAGAAGUUGAAAAAUGGACGCUUUAUGCGUGGAGGAAGGAGAGAUGGGGCAUGCUCACACACGAACGACUCGAGUCUUUCAAUGGACUCCUCAAAUCUACUCGAGGACUACCGUCACCGCAAUGGUGA